Symbiodinium pilosum is the source of this 2022-nucleotide messenger RNA. Lineage: Eukaryota; Dinophyceae; Suessiales; Symbiodiniaceae. The record is from the annotation of a GenBank genome assembly.
AUGGACUUGCUGCUUUGCCGCCAGGACCAAUCACAGCCUGAUGACAAGCCGGAAGACUUCUGCAAGAAGGGCAAGCGAGUGGAAGUUCUCGCGCCCUCCAAACGGUGGCGCGAGGCUCAGGUCAUCAAAGUUGGAGGAGGCAUAGCUCGGGUACAUUAUAUGGGUUAUGAUUCAAUGUUUGAUGAGGAUGUCCCGCUGGAUCAAGGGAGGCUUCGAAGCUUUGGGCAGCUGCGAGCCCAAAGGCUCAAGGACAGACAGGAAGGCUUUGUCCUCCAGCUGGAAGCUGGGUGCUGUCCCGGAUGUGGGGUGCGACUCCAGUGUACAGACAAGAUGGCUUUGGGGUACAUACCACCAGACAAGAUGGUGCACGAGGAAGAGGCGGAUGACGAAUCGAAGCCGCUGAAUGCAGAGGAUGAAGUGGCAUUGCUGAUGAAGGAAGAUGGCGCGAUGGAGAGGAACUCCUUCGAGCUACCCGGAAAGUCAGCUCAGAGGGAUUUCAAGGUGGUGGCAAACGUUUUCUUGGACAUCCGCAAGGAACCUGACGUGAACGCGGAGCGCACUGGUGAAAGCUUGGCGUUCGGCGAGCAGUUCCAAGUGUCGGAGAUUGUUCGAAGCGCAGACUCCCGAACCUAUUUCCGUUUGAGCGACGGGCGAGGCUGGGUCUUUGACCGGGGGUGUGUACGAGGUGCGAUGACGCAGCUGGUCGCUCCAGUCACUGACGGGCUCUCAGCAAAGAAGCUUGCCAGAGAAUCGAGACAAAGCGUUUGCAUGCGCUGCUGGGGCCUUUGGCAGUACAACGACUGUGAUGACAUCCUGAGACCAGCUUACGGAGGCAGCCAGGUGCAGGCAUCAGACGAGCUCACAUCUGAAGCUUUUGAGAAGCUGCUCAGCAAGACCUUGGAGCCAGUGACAGAGGCCUCCAUCUUUGCUGUUGUUGACGUUUUUGAUUUCGGGCCAUCCUUUACUUUGUUGGAGUAUGUCGCGCGGGAGCUGGAAGGCAAGCCAAAGGUGCGCGUGCGCAUCAUUGCCAACAAGAUCGAUUUGCUUCCGCCGGACACAAGCCGGCCGCGAUUGCGCGGAUGGGUCGCAAGAGAGGCGCAUCGCGCAGGUCACAGCAAGAUAAAGAUUAUGGAUGUCUAUCCGAUUUCCUGCCACACUGGGGAGGGUGUGAAGGCUGUGUCUGAAAUACUGGAGCAAAACAACGCACCUGGUGAGCACUACGUCGUGGGCGCUGCCAACGCUGGCAAGUCUUCACUGCUCAACCGCUUGGCUCUUCGGAAGCGCCGUGGCGUGGGCCGUGUGGCCGCCGAGGAUCAGAGAGGCUUUGUCGUCAGCGUGCUGCCUGGCACCACGCUCCGUCCAAUCACCAUGAAGUUCCAACUGGGAAACACGAAGCUAGUCGACAUGCCUGGCUUGCUGGUUCCCGGGAGCAUGGCUGAGCGAUUGACUUUGGAGGAUCUCAAGGUGAUCACUCCGCAAAAAAAGGAAGCAUUGCGGCUGACGUUCCACAUGGAUGAAGGUCGAACUCUACUGCUGGGGGCUCUAGCUCGAAUUGACUUCGUCAAGGGGAGGCCGUUUCAGCUCACAGUGUUCAUCUCAGAGCGAGUGAAGAUACACCGGACACGCAUUGAAAAGGCAGCUCGGAUAUGCAAGGAGUGGGCAGGCGAGCGGUUGAUACCUCCUGUUGACCCUCGCCGGUAUGACAGCUUACUGCCGUGGGAAUCCCACCAGUUCUCGUUUACGGGCACAGGAUGGGAUGAAGCAUGUGCUGAUGUGGUCUUUCCUGGGUUGGGCUGGGUCUCAAUCACGGGCUGUGGGGACUGCGUGGUUGAAGCGCAUGCUCCAGCUGGUGUUCAAGUUACAGCAAGGGAGCCACUAAUGCCACAUGAGGCAAGAUGGACCGGUGUAAAGUACCGGGGCUUUCCGGGCUGGUACAAGAUCAACGGUCGGUCCACCAGAGGAUUUGACGCCGGCAAAGCGGGUAGAGCCCGAGCCAGAAAGUACAUCAAGGGCCGGUUCUGA